GUCAAAUGAGUCUGCAGUGCACUGACACAUUUAAUCAUCAGAGCAUCUCUGUACUGAGUGGAGGUUUUAGCAUUUCAGGAUGUUUCCAGCUCUAAGUGUGACUCUGACUGUUCUUCUGCCACUUGCAGCUGCUUUGCAGAUGAACCUCAGUCCGAAGAAGGUGCUGUACAAAGUUGGAGACAGAGAGGAAAUUAAGUGUAGCAUGAAUGAAUGUCCAGAGGAGGUGAAAUUCUCCUGGGGUUCACUGGGCGACAAACCUCUCUAUGCUGACUAUAAAACAUCCCCAAAGGAAUCAGUUCUGAUCUUCAGCAGCGUGACCAAAGACCACGAAAACAUAAUUAAAUGUACAGCGAAGUGCAAAGAAGUGUCCAAACAGGCGACAGCGACAGUGAAAGUGUACUCUUUCGCAAAGGACCCAGUCAUCUCAGGGCACGACAGCUUAGUGUUAGGAGUGAAGAGCACGUUGACCUGUGAGGUCACUGAUGUCUAUCCAGCAGAGUAUAUGGAAGUGGAAUGGCUGCGGGGAGACACUGUCAUGCACACACAGGAGGGCCAGCCUGACACUCAGACUAUUCGGUCCGAUUACACUUUCACACCACAGAGACAGGAUGAUGGAGAGCAGAUAACCUGCCGGGCCUCACUCAUGCUACCAGACAUACCACCAGAUCAGAGUACCAGAGAGACCACCAUAUCCUUGACUAUACUGUCUGCACCAAGCAAUGUGAGAGGGUCUGGGUCAACCACAGUUCCAGCUGGCUCUGCUCUCUCUCUGACCUGUGACGCGGACGGCAGUCCGGAGCCAGUGUUUUCUUGGAACGUUCUCAGGCCUGAUGGUCAGAGGGUUAGAGUAGGAGAGACGCGGGAGCUUUCCCUUCCUAACGUGACUCUGUCAGAUGCAGGGGACUAUGAGUGUGAGGCCAGCAACAGGAUUGGGAAAAAGACAGCCACAGUGACCGUUACCAUUCACGGUCCUCCAACAAACACUGUGAUAUCUGUGUCCCCUGAUGAGCCAAAGGAAGACGAGUCUGUGACCAUCUCCUGCGUGAGCAGCAGUGUUACAGAGAGCCAUCUGGUCCUGAGUAAGCUGCUGGAUGGAGCAGAGACUGAGCUGGCGUCUGAUGAAGGGCCUCGAAUCUCCCUCUCUUACAGCUCUGCCAGCAUCAAUGACUCAGGCCUCUACGUCUGCAAGGCUUUCAAUGAUUACGGCAGCCAGGAGGCCAGUGUCCAGCUUCUUGUUCAAGCUCAUCCUCUGGAGGUGACCCUGCAGCCAGACCUGAGCGUGAUCACAGUAGAGCGAGGGUCAGUCCUGUCACUGUCCUGUGAGGCCUCAGGCUGUCCUCACCCACACUUCACGUGGAAGGGUCUGGAAGAUAAGCCACGAUACAGAAGCAGUGACACUCAGACGGCCGUAUCCCAGCUAAACUUGGGGCCUGUGGGGCCGAAAGAGGAUGGGGCUUUUAUCUGUGAAGUCAAGUGUGGCUCUGUGGUGAAGUCCAAACGCACCGAGGUGAAAAUUUUCUCCUUCCCCUCACAUCCUGCCGUUGAAAGCUCUGGAACUUCUCUGGAGGGUGAGAUGACCAAUUUGACCUGCACGGUCCAUGACGUGUUCCCUGCUGACCGUUUCCGUACGCAGUGGCUGGACGGAGAGACGGAACUGUUUUCACAGACAUGGUCUUUUGCUAAUGGACUGCAGACCCUUAGCUCAGUCUUCUCCUACCAACCUAACGGGAGUGACCAUGAUAAGAACAUUAGCUGUAAGGUUUCACUGGAGAUGGAUGGAGUGCCUGCUGAGCUAGCGGAGAAGACGGCAUCUAUCACCUUGGCAAUGCACUAUGCCCCACGACAGACCACCAUCACCGUGAGCCCGCAGAAGGAGCUGAAGGAAGGGGAGAACAUCAGCAUCUCCUGCCUGACCGACAGUGCUCCAGAGGGACAUGUGGUUUUGAGGAAAGUGCUGGACGGUGAAGAGAUAGAAGUCGCAUCCAGUGAGGGAACGCAAACCUUCUUCACAAUCCACUCUGCUGAGCUGUCUGACUCUGGAGACUAUGUGUGCGAGGCUGUCAAUCAAUACGGAAGUCAUAGAGCCAGCACCCAGAUUAGUGUACAAGCACCUCCCAGAAACACUACAGUGAAGGUGUUACCAUCCACAUCGGUGCAGGAGGGCCAAAACAUCACCAUUUGCUGCCACUCGGUCAGCUUCCCCCCACCUGCUAUCAUUCUCAGGAAGCUGGACAGUGGGAUAGAUAUCUACUCCCCCAAUGGCACCUUUACACUGAUCAACCUCACACCCAACGACACAGGUCUCUACCAGAUCAAUGUCACCAACGCCCUGGGCUACGAGACUGAGGUCUUCAGCAUUCAUGUAAUGGAGAGACUCUCCAGUCCUCCACCCAGUUGGAACAUCUUUAUUACUCCAUUCCUUGGUCUGGGACUGUUGACCUCCGCAGCCGUCGUGCUGGAGUAUCUAAGGAGAGCGCGGCUCAAGGGCUUCUACGAGCUGAGCAAGUGCCAACCAGGCACUGUGUAGACUGUGUGGACAAACGCAGACUUUGAGUGAGAUUAGACUCUGCUGAACUGAAUCAGACUCCACACUGAACUGAAUUAGCUCCCUUGCUGAACUGAAUCAGACAUCAGACUGAAGUGAAUCAGAGUCCAUGAUACACCUUAUGAGACUGCUGAACUGAUGCAGAUUCUACUAAACUGAAUCAGACUCCACUGAACUGAGUGAGACUCCAUACUGAACUGAAUCAGACUGCACUCAUGAACUGAGUCAGACUCCAUGCUGAAUGGAAUCAGACUCCAUGCUGAACUGAAUCAGACUGCACUGAAGUGAAUCAGGCUCAUCAGUCAUACUGAACGAAGUCAGACUCCACUAAACUAAGUCAGACUCGCCUUGAAUCAGAUUCCACUGAACUGAAUCAAACUCCUUGCUGAACUGAAUCAGACUCCAUGCCAAACUGAAUCACACUGCACUGAAGUGAAUCGGAUUCAUCAGUCAUACUGAACUGAAUCAGACUCCACUAAACUAAGUCAGACUCCACUUAAGUCAGACUCCACUAAACUGAAUCAGACGUCAUGCUGAACUGAAUCAAACGUCAUCCUGAAUAAUUCAGACUGUGCUGAAGUGAAUCAGACUCCACAUUGAAAAGGUUCAGCCUAUUCUUAACUGAAUCGCACACCACUGAACUGAGUCAGGCACUAAAUGAAUCAGAUUCUUCUGAUCUCAACUGCACUGUCAGUGCCUGCUUCUCCCUUGGUGUGGAGCUGCAAGAUUAAUGAGGCUCCAGUGGUGGACAGCUGUUGCUGGAGGACAGCUUGGGAGAGAUAAUGAAUGCUGCACAGCACGUGUCCACUUGAGGAGCCAUAUGUUAUUACUACUGUUUGUAUAUUUCUGUUUGUGAGAGAGCGAGAGAAUGAAAGUGUGAUUGAGUAAAAGUAUGUGAAACAGAGAAAAUGAUGUACAUAUUAUUUUGCAGAAGAUAGUUGUUUCCUAAUACAGCUACUUUAGACAGAAUUUUCGCACAAGACACAGUACGAGAUAGACAUGAUAUACUCACUGUUUUUACUGUAGUUUUUGUUGUGUUUUAGCGAGACCUUCAUAGCUCACACAUGUAAUAGCAGAACUGAAGAUUGGUAAUAUUCAUUCCAUUCUCAUGAUUUUUUUAGUUACUGUUCAGAACAUCUGUGUUUCCUUUGUUGGUGUAUAUUCAUGUCUUACCUUUCUAAAAGUGAGUGUAAAUGGAAAAUGUCUUCACUCUAAUAAAUAUUUAUUACAUGAAUA
Messenger RNA from Colossoma macropomum (tambaqui), 3781 nucleotides. It is a transcript of the gene vcam1b, whose product is annotated as vascular cell adhesion molecule 1b. Gene Ontology annotation, biological process: cell-cell adhesion. Lineage: Eukaryota; Metazoa; Chordata; Actinopteri; Characiformes; Serrasalmidae. Bases 80 to 2527 code for a protein of 815 amino acids. The record is from RefSeq and is a predicted model, not a curated record. The transcript is spliced from 10 exons. Gene Ontology annotation, molecular function: integrin binding. Gene Ontology annotation, cellular component: membrane.